Dinoponera quadriceps is the source of this 2283-nucleotide messenger RNA. RefSeq lists its product as uncharacterized. Bases 1 to 2283 code for a protein of 760 amino acids. The transcript has 9 exons. NCBI's taxonomy places the organism in Eukaryota, Metazoa, Arthropoda, Insecta, Hymenoptera, Formicidae. Gene Ontology annotation, biological process: detection of chemical stimulus involved in sensory perception of smell; sensory perception of smell. The record is from RefSeq and is a predicted model, not a curated record. Gene Ontology annotation, molecular function: olfactory receptor activity; odorant binding. Gene Ontology annotation, cellular component: plasma membrane.
AUGCAAUUGCUUCGGAUGAAUUUUCUGAUAUACACCGUGGGUGGUGUGUGGCGGCCCAUCAGGUGGUCGUCGAGCUUCGCUAAGUUGCUGUAUAGCGCAUUCACCUUCUGCACGAUAGUCCCGUUGUACUUCCUGGUGCUGACCCAAUUCAUGGACCUCGUUCUCGUAGUCGAUAACAUGGACGAUUUUACCACUAAUUCCCUAAUGUUUGUGACCAUCAUUGCUGUUUGUUGCAAAGCCACGAUCGCGGUGAUACGUCGAGAUAGGAUCAUCGGUCUGGUGCAAACGUUGUCGCGAGAGCCGUGCAAGCCGCAAGACGUGGAUGAAUCAGCAAUACAAUCGAAAUUCGACAAGUUCAUCAGGUCGUGUUCGAUAAAGUAUUCGCUUUUGGCGACCAGCUCCAUCACAGGUCUCACCAUCAGAUCGGUGCUGAACGUUAUGCAGGGUAUCUUGCCUUACAGAGUAUGGCUGCCGUAUGACUCAAAUAUAUCCUUGACGUUCUGGAUCACGUCCAUUCAACAGAUCGUGUCCUUGAUUUUCGCCACUAUCAUCAAUGUCGGCACGGAAACAUUGGUCUUAGGCCUGUUCCUCCAAACGUGUGCGCAACUAGAGAUCUUCGAGAGGCGUCUUCACAAAUUGGUGAUCAGCAGGACAGCGAGUCGGAAGUGUUUCUCCGUCGAUUCUGCGAGUUACAAAGAAGAAACAAUUUCGAGAUACAUACGUCAUCAUCUCAGUAUUUACAAGUAUGCCAAAACGGUAAACAACGUGUUCAACCAGGUACUCUUCAUUCAAUUCUUCGGCAGUAUAUUAACAUUGUGUACGACUGUAUAUUAUUUGUCGUCUCAUAUUAUGGAAUCCGAAGUUGCGACUCUGUUAAUAUACACUAUUUGCAUGUUCGUACAAAUUUUUGUCUAUUGCUGGUCGGGAAACGAGGUCUUAUUUAAGAGCGUGAGCAUAGGAGAUGCCGUGUAUCAUACGGAUUGGCCUUUACUAACGAUCAGCGAGAAGAAAGAUCUGCUGAUGAUUAUGAAGCGUAGUACAGUCCCCAUCAAAUUUACCAGUAGUUUUCUCAUAACUCUAUCCCUACAGUCUUACAGUAACGUUAGUAUUAUUAUAAUAUACAGGCCGUUCGUAAUUACGAGAAUGCAAAUACUCCGGUUGAAUUUUUUGAUAUGGGUCGUAGGUGGUGUUUGGCGACCCCUCUCGUGGUCGUCGAACAUCGCAAAGUUUUUGUACAACCUGUUCACCUUCUGCACAAUCGUACCGUUAUACUUUCUGAUGCUGACCCAACUCAUGGAUAUCGUUCUUAUCGUCGACAAUAUGGACGACUUCACCACCAAUUCUCUCAUGUUGAUGACUAUCGUCGCCGUUUGUUGCAAAGCGACGAUCGCUGUGUUGCGUCGGAACGGGAUCAUCAGCCUAGUACAGAUGCUGCUGUCGGACCCGUGCCGGCCUCGAGAUGAGGAUGAAUUUGCAAUACAAGCGAAAUUUAACAAGUUCAUCAGGUCAUGGUCGAUAAAAUAUUCGCUUUUAGCGACGAGUUCCGUCACGGGUGUUACGGUGAAAUCAGUGCUGAACAUCAUGCAAGGUAUCUUGCCGUACAGAGUAUGGCUGCCAUACGAUCCGAGCGUAUCUCUGCUGUUCUGGAUCACGUCUGUCCUGCAGAUUGUAUCCGUGAUCUUCACCACGAUCAUAAACGUGGGCACGGAGACCUUGGUGUUCGGCUUCUUCCUGCAAACGUGCGCCCAGUUCGAAAUACUCGAACGUCGUCUUCAGAAAUCGGUGAUCAGUAAGACUAAGCCACUGGCCAAGUUACCGCUGUACAAGGCGAAUACUAUGAUAUCAGAGCAUAUACACCAUCACCUCCGAAUUUUCAAAUACGCAAAAACAGUGAACAGCAUAUUCAAUCAGAUUCUCUUUGUCCAGUUCUUCAGUAGUAUAUUGAUACUGUGUACGAGCGUGUAUUAUCUAUCGUCGCAUAUCACAGAAUCCGAAUCGGCGACUUUAGUGGUGUACACCAUUUGCAUGUUCGUGCAAAUCUACGUCUAUUGUUGGUCCGGCAAUGAAGUCAUACUCAAGAGUGCGAGCAUAGGAGACGCGGUGUAUCAAACGGACUGGCCGUCGCUGUCGGUCAGCGAGAAGAAAGAUCUGCUGAUGAUCAUGAAACGCAGCACGAUGCCUAUCAAGUUCACCAGCAGUUUCCUCAUAACUUUGUCCCUCCAAUCUUACAGCAACAUCUUGAAAACAUCGUACUCGACGUACAACGUGCUGCAACGGUCAUGA